Messenger RNA from Aegilops tauschii subsp. strangulata, 1065 nucleotides. The record is from RefSeq and is a predicted model, not a curated record. NCBI's taxonomy places the organism in Eukaryota, Viridiplantae, Streptophyta, Magnoliopsida, Poales, Poaceae.
AUGAGCGGCGACAGCGACUACCCGGCGAUGAGGCGCGUCCGAUCGCCGAGGCGCCACCGCCGUCGGUGGCGGAGCGAUCUCAGCGAAGACGAGGAAGAACCACAUCGUCGCCGUAGCAGCAGCAGUAGCAGCGAUAGUAGCAGCGGACGUAGCAGCAGCAGUAGCGAUAGUAGCAGCAGCAGCAACAGCCGCCGGCGUUCGCGAAGAAGCUACCGGAGCAGAAGCAGGAGCCCGAGUCCGAGACGCAGCCGUAGCAGAAGCCGAAGCAGGAGCCGGAGCCGGAGCCAUGGUGCCGCAGCUGACAACGAGUUCACCGUGCGGAUCGACAACUACGACGAGCUCUUCAACUGCGCCUUGUGCCACGGCCUUCUCUCCUCUCCCGUCUACGAGUGCGGCAACGGGCACCUGACCUGCCACCGUUGUUACGAUCUGGGCCUCAUGCCGUGCAUCCGCUGCGGCUCCAAGGACUACACCCGCAGCCGCGCCGUCGCCACGAUGGUCCGGUCCGUCCGCUUCGCGUGCCGCAACCGCGAGCACGGCUGCGCUGCGUCCCUGCCGCGGCUCGGCGUGGAGGACCACGAGCGCUCCUGCCGGUACGACCCCUGCUUCUGCCCCGUCUGCAAACGCGCCUUCGUCCCCGGCGCCGACCCCGACGCGCUCCAGGAGCACCUCACCGGACGCCACGCGUGGCACCUCCACUACCUCACCUACGGCGAGGAGGUCUUGGUGGACGUGGACCCGCACCGUCACGCCCUCCUCCGCGCUGACGACGGCGAGCUGUUCCACCUGGACCUCAACCGCGUGCGGAGAACGCACGCUGACGAGGACGGCACGUCGAUCUCGGUGAUCCGCAUGCGGCCCGACAACGCGGUGGGGGCAGAGGCGGAGUUCUCGUACGAGGUGAAGCCACCGGGCGCGGUGCGGCGGAUGAAGGCGCCCGUGUGGAGCUCCUCGCUGCGCCGAGGGAUGGAGGAUGGGAAUAGGAUCUUUGUCACCGUGCCGGAGGCCGGGCGGCACUGGCACCUCGUCAACGUGUGCAUCUGGAGGCUGCCCGCACGGAGCUAA